AUUUAUAACACUCUUUUGAAUUCUACUUUUCCUUGAAUUAAAACGGUCUCAAAUUUGUAAACGUCGCGUUCACGUUUUUCUAUAAUUUUACUGCAGUCUUCAAAAGUCCGUGUAUCAUGUGAGAAACAUUAAAAAAAAUGGAUGAUAGCGUGUGUCAAAAGAACUUGAAUACAUGUGCAUACUGGAAAACGACACUUCCAUUAUGUAACUUUGGUCCUAUCUAUAAGCCAGGCGCAAAUGGAGGAGAGGAAAUUGUCUUUACAUAUCCCGCAAAGAAAAUAUCUGCAAUACCGUCAUUAACAGACCGGGCUUCACAGAAAACAACGACAGCAACAACAAUAACAACCAGUCUCCAAACAGAUUAUAUCACAAAAGAACAGACAAUUUUGCAUUCUGAAUAUCCAGAAUCAUCCAGAUCAAGCACCAGAGGGACGGGGGGAGUAGACUCAAGUACAAGUGCGUCUGUUGGAUUUGAACCGAGAGUUACAGUAGCAGAAGGUGACACAUAUACACAUAUCCCCACAGUUGAUGUUGUUCCUGUAUCCAUAGGUGUGGGGCUAUUUAGCUUUGCCUUAGGAAUGAUAAUUGUGAUGUUAAUAUUUAGAGGCAAUAAUGCAAGAAAAGCAGCUUCAAGAAAAAGACGAAAUCAAACUGAAAGUGUUCACCUCAUUGACACUGGGAAUCAACUUAGCUACCGGGAAGCUGCAAACGUCGAGCAAACAGAAAAUGGUAGAUACCAAGACAUCCAAUCCUUAAAUACAAACAUCCGGAUGACAAACCCACAUAGAAACCAGGAAAUUUUAGAGGACGUGGGUUAUCGCAAUAUGGUGUUCAGAAACUACGACAAUCCGGAAAUGUGUUUAAAGAACCUUACUAACAAUCAUUCUAGUGCUGAAUGCAUUAAUCAUCCAGUCCAAAGUUAUGAUGGAAAUACGUUUGAAUUGAAAGAUAUGUAAUUAUUACGAAU
This is a messenger RNA of Saccostrea cuccullata (small rock oyster), 967 nucleotides long. RefSeq lists its product as uncharacterized. The transcript is spliced from 8 exons. Lineage: Eukaryota; Metazoa; Mollusca; Bivalvia; Ostreida; Ostreidae. Bases 138 to 956 code for a protein of 272 amino acids. The record is from RefSeq and is a predicted model, not a curated record.